AGGACCGGCCGGAAGUGCGGCCGCGGCCCUCGGCCCGCGCAGCGUAUUGCAGCGUCCAGCUGCUCCUUGCAGCAGCUCUCUGCACCCCCCCAGCCCGGGGGCAACCCCCAGACGGAUGAGGUUACUGAGGCCCCGAGAAGUGAAGGGACUCACCCAAGGUCCCACAGCAGACAAGUGGUGGAGCCGGGAUUAGCGGGGGGAUGGGGAAACGGGGUCCCCGCGGCUGAUCCGUGUCUCCUCCUCCUCCUCCUCCUCCCCCGCGACCUCCGGGGGCGCGCAGGUCUCCCCCGCCCGCUCCGGGUCCGAUGCCCACGCCGCCCCGCGACCCCUCGGGAUGGGCUGAGCCCCGGCAGGCCAUGCGGAUCAGCGUGGGCGGGCUCCCCGUGUUGGCGUCCAUGAGCAAGGCGUCGGACCCCCGCUUCCGGCCCCGCUGGCGGGCCAUCGUCCUGUCGGCCCUCAGCGUGGCGGCCGCCCUGCUCCUGCUCUGCCUGCAGCGGCCGGCCCCCCGCGCCCGGCCCCGGCCCCCCGGCCUGCCCCCCGGGGACCGCUACAACGCCACCUACCCGCUCUCCCCGCCCCAGCGGACCCCCGAGGGGCUCCGCUACCGCAUCGCCCUCAUCGCCGACCUGGACACGGGGUCCCGGGCGCGGGCGGAGAACACCUGGUUCAGCUACCUGAAGAAGGGUCACCUGACCCUGGCGGCCGGGGGCGAGCGGGUCAGCGUGGAGUGGGACCGGGAGGACGGCGUCCUGGAGUCCCACCUGGCGGAGGGGGGCCGCGGCAUGGAGCUGUCCGACCUGGUGGUCUUCAACGGGAAGCUGUACUCCGUGGACGACCGCACCGGGGUGGUCUACCGGAUCGAGGGCACCAAGACCGUGCCCUGGGUCAUCCUGUCGGACGGAGACGGGACCGUGGGCAAAGGUUUUAAGGCGGAGUGGCUAGCGGUGAAGGACGAGCACCUGUACGUGGGCGGCCUGGGCAAGGAGUGGACCAGCGCCACCGGCGAGGUCGUCAACGACAACCCCGAGUGGGUCAAGGUGGUCGGCCACAGGGGCAACGUGGAGCACGAGAACUGGGUGUCCAACUACAACGCCCUGAGGGCCGCCGCUGGCAUCCAGCCCCCAGGCUACCUAAUCCACGAGUCGGCGUGCUGGAGCGACACGCUGCAACACUGGUUCUUCCUGCCGCGCCGGGCCAGCCACGAGCGCUACAGCGAGAAGGAGGACGAGCGCCGGGGCACCAACCUGCUCCUCCGCUCGGCCCAGGACUUCGGCCACAUCGCCGUCAGCCGCAUCGGGGAGGUGAGCCCCACCCACGGCUUCUCCUCCUUCAAGUUCGUGCCCGACACGGACGACCAGGUCAUCGUGGCCCUCAAGUCGGAGGAGGAGGGCGGCCGGGCGGCCACCUACAUCAUGGCCUUCACGCUGGACGGCCGCUUCCUCCUGCCCGAGACCCGCAUCGGCGACGUCAAGUACGAAGGGAUCGAGUUCGUCUGAGGGAGGAUGGCGUCGCCGGCCCGGCUUUUAGGCGGACGGGGGAGAGGCCGGUUUGUGAUUGUCGGGGUUUUUUAGGUUCUUUUUUUUUUUUUUUUUAAAUCCUUUCGGUUUGGCCCGGCCGGGGGUCGCCGAGGACCCCCCGGCCUGCGGAAGGGCCGGGGACCGGACGGCUUGGCGGUGGUGACCUGAAUGUGUUCCCGUGCUGAUGCCUGGUGUCGGAAAGCGAUCAUUGCAACCGGUUUACAUCCCCCCGUCCCGCCGACCUCUUGCCCCCUAGCAUCCUCUGAGACCCUCCCACCACCCCCUCGCCUCCCGGGAUCUUCUGGGGCUCUCCCGGCCCCGCGGUUUGGUGCCGCGGCAGGGGAGGGCCCUCCUGGUAGAGCCCGCCCUUUCUGGAGGAUUCAGCGGCAGGGAGGGGAGCGGACUCCCCCCCUCCCCGGUGAAUCGGAGACCCCCAAGGCUCUGUGACGGAGCAGACCGAACCCCGGGGCCGGGGGCGUCCCCGGAGAAGCCGAGACCCUUCCCGUCCCAGCCUGCCUCGCCGGGCUUCCUUCGGCCAAACCCACCUAGAGCCACAGAGCACUUUUAAUCGCCUCCCCCUGAGUAAACCGCCCUCCCCCCGGUCAAGCAGAGCCCCCCCAGUGCUGACGGGGUCCGUCCCCCGCCGGGCAGCAGGCCCUGCCCUCGGGAGAGGCCGGACCUGAGCGAGACGGGUGGGGGGAAUCGUCCUCCAUUGGGGGCCAGACCCAGCCCCCUGCCCGGAGCAGGGUGUCGGUCCGACUCUGAAGCUUGGGGCUGAGGGAGCAGGGCCUGAAGCUCCCGGCGGGAGAUCCGACAGGACCACCCGGCCCGCCGUCCCCUCCCGCCUCGCUGGGUGCGGACCCUGGAGCGGCGGGGGUGAGGGGGAGCAGGUCUCACCGUGGGCAUCCAUGCCGGGGGCGGAGGGAGCCGGGUACCUCAUUCCGUGGACGGAGCCCCCACAGGCGCUACCUCAUCCUCCUCUCACCUCUUCCCUUCCCCCAUCCGACCAUUCGAAAGCCCCUCUUUUCGGGUCUUCCUUCCCCGCUGGGACGAACAAAGCCCUUUCCUCACCCUGGCUUUGGGCAGCCGGAAGGGGCCUGCCUCCUCCAGGAAGCCCACCGGUCCCGAGCCCCCCUUCUUACUGCUUAGCCGCCUCUUCUCCCUCUCCUCUCGCUUCCUCAGGCUCUUCCUUCCAGGUGGGCGAGGGGAAACAAGGAGUCCCCCUUCCUUGGGAAAGUCCCGAGACCCCGAGCGGGAGACCCCCACCUCCCCUCUCCCAGCACCAAGCACCUGGAGCGUGAACUGGAUUCCCCAUUUGCACAGAGCGAAUGAACUUCCCGAUAUCUUUAAAUUAUUCUCUCUCGGUCGCCCCACCGCCCUUCUGUGUUCCCUCCGUCCGAACGACGACCGUGCUUCCGCCUCCCGGAUCCGUCUGUUUUCGAAACAAUAAAGUUUCAGAGGGGAACCGUGA
Ornithorhynchus anatinus (platypus) is the source of this 2988-nucleotide messenger RNA. RefSeq names its product calcium activated nucleotidase 1 (gene CANT1). Gene Ontology annotation, biological process: proteoglycan biosynthetic process. The coding region runs from base 306 to 1496 and encodes 396 amino acids. Lineage: Eukaryota; Metazoa; Chordata; Mammalia; Monotremata; Ornithorhynchidae. Gene Ontology annotation, molecular function: GDP phosphatase activity; calcium ion binding; UDP phosphatase activity. The record is from RefSeq and is a predicted model, not a curated record. The transcript is spliced from 4 exons.